Messenger RNA from Emys orbicularis (European pond turtle), 962 nucleotides. RefSeq names its product defective in cullin neddylation 1 domain containing 5 (gene DCUN1D5). Gene Ontology annotation, molecular function: ubiquitin conjugating enzyme binding; ubiquitin-like protein binding; cullin family protein binding. Gene Ontology annotation, cellular component: ubiquitin ligase complex. Lineage: Eukaryota; Metazoa; Chordata; Testudines; Emydidae. The transcript has 7 exons. The record is from RefSeq and is a predicted model, not a curated record. The coding region runs from base 18 to 680 and encodes 220 amino acids. Gene Ontology annotation, biological process: protein neddylation.
CUCCCCGAGGCAGGAAGAUGCCGGUGAAGAAGAAAAGAAAAUCCGCGGCGGCGGCAGCGGUAGCGGAUGAGACCGGCCUCAAGAAAUGUAAACUGGGCAGCUAUUGCAGAUCGCAAGCCUCUGGUAAACUGAUAAGUGGAGAGGAGCAUUUUUCAAGCAAGAAGUGCCUGGCUUGGUUUUAUGAAUAUGCAGGUCCUGAUGAAGUUGUAGGGCCAGAGGGAAUGGAAAAGUUCUGUGAAGACAUUGGUGUUGAACCUGAAAACAUUAUUAUGUUAGUUUUAGCCUGGAAAUUAGAGGCUGAAAGCAUGGGAUUUUUUACCAAGGAAGAAUGGUUAAAGGGGAUGACCUCGUUACAGUGUGACUGCACAGAAAAGUUACAGAGUAAGUUUGAUUUUUUGCGGUCACAACUGAAUGACAUUUCAUCCUUUAAGAAUAUCUACAGAUAUGCCUUUGAUUUUGCAAGGGAUAAAGACCAGCGAAGUCUUGAUAUUGAUACUGCAAAAUCUAUGUUAGCGCUUCUGCUUGGAAGAACAUGGCCACUGUUCUCAGUAUUUUAUCAGUACUUGGAGGGCCCGUUCUCCUUGAUGAAUUUGUUGAGUGGCAAAAAGUUCGUCAAGUGUCAUAGCAAGAACUUUGAAGAAAAUGCAGAAUUUUUUGAUGCCCACCUCUAUACAAACUAAUGAGACAAAACCAAGGGUUGCAUUUUCAUGCUUAUGAAAGACUUUACAGUGAUUUUUUUUUUUUUUCCUUUUUUUUUUAAAGGAAGUUUUCUUGUUACAUGUGAUAUGGGCAUUGAACCACACCUCUUCUGAGACUGAAAGUUGGAGUUUGUUUUUGAGUCUUAUGUUUAUAGCAUUUAUUUCAGAACAAUAAAGAUCCAGAUUUGUGACAAAGGCCUAAAAGUGAAGGAUGUCCCAUGAGUGUGGUGUCUAUUUUUGAAAUUCAAAACUUUUCAGAUUUUA